Molecule: messenger RNA, 204 nt
Organism: Morchella sextelata
Lineage: Eukaryota; Fungi; Ascomycota; Pezizomycetes; Pezizales; Morchellaceae
Exons: 6
Coding region: 1-204 (67 amino acids)
Source: RefSeq, a predicted model, not a curated record
AUGACCCCCCUCAGUCCAAAAAAGAGGAGUAGUGAACUGUGUGAACGGUACAUUUACGGAAAGUACCAGACAUCUUACAGAUCCACAAGAGAACAGAGAGAAAGGACCAGGUCCAUCCUCGCUCGUCAGACUCGAUCGAGACAGAGACAUGAACAGACAGUCGCAAGCGACCGAGAAACAAUAUUAAGAACCAGGCUUGUGUAA